AUGGAACGCUGCCGUUGGGCAACUCCUGGCGUGACAACGCUCCUCUUCCUGGCUUUUCUACUCCUGAGUUCCAGGACAGCUCGAUCUGAGGAAGACCGUGAUACAUUGUGGGAUGCCUGGGGUCCAUGGAGUGAAUGCUCCCGGACUUGUGGAGGAGGAGCCUCCUAUUCACUGAGACGCUGCCUUAGCAGCAAGAGCUGUGAAGGACGUAAUAUUCGAUAUAGAACCUGCAGCAAUGUGGACUGCCCUCCAGAAACAGGAGAUUUUCGGGCCCAGCAGUGCUCGGCUCACAACGAUGUCAAGUAUCAUGGCCAAUUUUACGAAUGGCUGCCCGUGUCAAAUGACCCCGACAACCCAUGUUCUCUGAAGUGCCAGGCCAAAGGGACCAGCCUUGUUGUUGAAUUAGCCCCUAAAGUUUUAGAUGGCACACGAUGCUACACAGAAUCACUGGACAUGUGUAUUAGUGGUUUAUGUCAGAUUGUUGGCUGUGACCACCAGCUGGGAAGCACCAUCAAGGAAGAUAACUGUGGAGUCUGCAAUGGAGAUGGUUCCACCUGCCGGCUGGUCAGAGGGCAGCACAAAUCGCAGCUCUCAGCAACCAAACCUGACGAUACCGUGGUUGCCAUUCCCUAUGGAAGCAGACAUGUUCGCCUUGUCUUAAAGGGACCUGAUCACUUGUAUCUGGAAACUAAGACUCUUCAGGGUACAAAAGGUGAAAACAGCCUCAGCACCACAGGCACCUUCCUCGUAGACAAUUCCAGUGUGGACUUUCAGAAGUUUCCGGACAAAGAGAUAUUGAGAAUGGCCGGACCCCUCACUGCAGAUUUCAUUGUCAAAGUCCACAAUGCCGGGGCUGCUGAUAGCACUGUUCAGUUCAUCUUUUAUCAGCCCAUCAUACACCGGUGGAGAGAGACUGAUUUUUUCCCUUGCUCAGCAACCUGUGGAGGAGGUUACCAGCUGACCUCGGCUGAGUGUUAUGAUCUGCGGAGCAGCCGGGUUGUAGCAGAUCAGUACUGCCACUAUUACCCAGAGAACGUCAAACCCAAACCAAAGCUUCAAGAGUGUAACUUGGACCCCUGUCCUGCCAGUGACGGCUACAAGCAGAUCAUGCCCUAUGACCUCUACCAUCCCCUUCCUCGAUGGGAAAGCACACCAUGGACAGCCUGCUCCUCCUCCUGUGGAGGUGGUAUCCAGAGUCGGACGGUUUCCUGUGUAGAAGAAGACAUCCAGGGGCAUGUCAGUUCAGUGGAAGAAUGGAAAUGCAUGUACACUCCUAAGAUGCCUAUUGUACAGCCCUGCAACAUUUUUGACUGUCCUAAGUGGCUGGCACAAGAGUGGUCUCCGUGUACUGUGACGUGUGGACAAGGGCUCAGAUACCGAGUAGUACUCUGUAUUGAUCAUCGAGGAAUGCAUACAGGUGGUUGCAGCCCUAAAACAAAGCCCCACAUAAAAGAAGAAUGCAUCAUACCGACUCCCUGCUAUAAACCUAAAGAGAAACUUCCUGUGGAAGCCAAGCUGCCAUGGCAUAAGCAAGCCCAAGAGCUGGAAGAAGGAGCCGUGGUGUCAGAAGAGCCCUCAUUCAUCCCUGAGGCCUGGUCAGCCUGCACGGUCACCUGUGGUGUGGGCACCCAGGUGAGGAUGGUGAAGUGCCAGGUGCUGCUGUCUUUCUCCCAGUCUGUGGCUGAUUUGCCCGUCGACGAAUGUGAAGGUCCCAAGCCAGUCUCCCAGCGUGCCUGCUAUGCCGGACCUUGCAACGGGGAAAUUUCUGAGUAUAAUCCUGAGGAGACAGACCUGCUCUAUGGUGGCCUGCAGGAUUUUGACGAGUUGUAUGACUGGGAGUAUGAGGGCUUCACGGAGUGUUCGGAGUCCUGUGGAGGAGGUGUCCAAGAGGCUGUGGUGAGCUGCCUGAACAAACAGACGCGGGAGACCGCAGAUGAAAGCCUGUGCGUGACUAGCCGCCGGCCACCGAAGCUCCUGAAAUCCUGCAAUUUGGAUCCCUGCCCUUCAAGGUGGGAGAUUGGCAAGUGGAGUCCAUGCAGUUUAACCUGUGGAGUCGGCCUACAGACCCGAGAUGUCUUCUGCUCCCACUUACUUUCCAGAGAGAUGAACGAGACUGUGGUGCUGGCAGAUGAACUCUGCCACAAGCCCAAGCCCCCCGUAGUGCAAGCUUGCAACCGCUUCAACUGCCCACCAGCCUGGUACCCUGCCGAGUGGCAACAGUGUUCCCGGUCCUGUGGAGGGGGCAUUCAGAAAAGAGACGUUCUUUGCAAGCAACGCAUGGCUGAUGGCAGCUUCCUCGAGUUGCCAGAGACCUUUUGCUCGGCCCCAAGGCUCGCCUCCCAGCAAGCCUGUAAGAAUGAGGACUGUCCCCAUGAAUGGCUUCUCUCUGAGUGGACACAGUGUUCCACGAGCUGCGGAGAGGGCACCCAGACUCGGAGUGCCAUUUGCAGAAAGAUCCUGAAGUCUGGAGAGUGGGUCAUUGUCAACUCUUCCCUGUGCCCGCCAUUGCCUUUCUCUUCCUCCAUCCAGCCCUGCAUGCUAGCAGCCUGUGCGAGGCCCAGUCGCCCGUCUCCAAAGCACAGUCCUCACAUUACGGCCGUCAGGAAGAUCUAUAUUCAGACCCGGAAACAAAGGAAGUUACACUUUGUGGUGGGAGGCUUUGCCUACCUGCUUCCCAAGACUUCUGUGGUCCUCAGGUGCCCCACACGGAGGUUCCGAAAGCCUCUCAUCACCUGGGAGAAGGAUGGCCGGCAUCUCACCAGCUCUGCCCACAUCACAGUGGCCCCUUUUGGCUACCUGAAGAUACAUCGUCUUAAGCCCUCGGACACAGGCACUUACACCUGCUCUGCAGGACCGGCUCAGGAGCAUUUUGUGAUCAAGCUCAUUGGGGGCAACCGUAAGCUUCUGGCCAGACCCUUGGGACUGAGGGCCGAGGAGGAGCCCCCCACCGUGAGGAAGAACAGCCCAAAUGAUGCCCUGCGCACCCAGGAGAAGCACCAGAAUGGAAUUUUUUUCAAUGGCAGUAAGGCCGAAAAGCGGGCCCCGGCAGUUGACCCAGGGAGCCGCUAUGAUGAGAUUGUCUCCAGGUUGCUGGAGCAGCGGGCGUGGCCCGGAGAGCUGUUCACCUCCUGGGAGGCCCCGGACUCUACAGAGAGGAACACCUCCUCAGAGGAGGACCAGAAUCCGGAGCAAGCCCUUCUCCACCUGCCCUUCACCAUGGUAACCGAGCAGCAGCGGCUCGAUGACCUCCUGAGGAACAUCUCUCACCAGCCUGAGGAGCUGCAAGACGUGUACAGCAAGCACUUGGUAGCCCAGCUGGCGAGGGAAAUCUUCAGGACUCACCUGGAGCAUCAGGACUCGCUCCUCAAGUCCACAGAGGGAAGAGUCUACCCUGUGGCCAUCCCUCCCCACAAACACGUGUCUGGCUUCAGCAGCUCCCUCCGCGUCUCCUCUGCAGGUUCCUCAGGAGAGGUGAGAAGUGGCCAACCACACAGGAAGCCAGUGAUAUUGAGGAAGAUCUCAGCUGCCCAGCAGCUCUCGGCCUCUGAGGUGGUCACACACCUUGGGCAGACUGUAGCCCUUGCCAGUGGGACACUGAGUGUCCUUCUGCACUGUGAAGCUGUGGGGAACCCGAAGCCUACCAUCACCUGGGCCAGGAAUGGGGAAGAGGUGCAGUACAGCGAUCGAAUUGUUCUGCAACCAGAUGAUUCCUUACAGAUCCUAGCACCUGUUGAAGCUGAUGUGGGUUUCUACACUUGCAAUGCCACGAAUGCCCUGGGAUCCGACUCAGUCUCCAUUGCUGUCACUUUAGCAGGAAAACCAUUAGUGAAGACAUCAAGGAUGGCUAUGACCAAUACAGACUUACCUGCUAUCACAGUCGAUGUGGGAAGUGUCAUUAAAACUAUCCAAGGAGUAAAUGUGACAAUCAGCUGCCAAGUUGCAGGUGUGCCUGAAGUAGAAGUCACUUGGUUCGGGAAUAAAAGCAAACUGGCUCCCCUUCACCACCUGCACGAUGGCUCCCUGACGAUUACAAAUGUCUCCUUUUCUGAUCAGGGGCUCUACUCCUGCAGAGCAGUCAAUCUUCAUGGAGAAGUGACCGAAAACACCCAGCUAGUGAUCCUAGAUCCACCCCAUCCCCCUUCUGAAGAGGAAAACAUGAAGGCCCUGCUUUCAGCCAAUGGACCCAACCUUCCCUCUGUGCUGACUUCUCCUCUGGGAACACAGCUGGUCCUGAGUCCUGGGAAUUCUGCCAUCCUUGGUUGCCCAGUCCAAGGCCAUCCUAUGCCUAAUAUCACCUGGUUCCAUGAUCAUCAGCCUAUUGCUACAUCAGCAGAACCAACAUACCGCAUGUUAGCAGCUGGGCAGAUUCUUCAGAUUACAAAUGUCAGUGGAGGGUCUCAGGGUGAAUUCAGCUGCCUAGCUCAGAAUGAGGCUGGAAUGCUAGUGCAGAAAGUAUCUCUCGUGAUCCAAGAAUACUGGUGGUCAGUGGACAAAUUGGUGGGAUGUUCAGCCUCAUGUGGGAACAGAGGAGUUCAACAACUCCAGCUGAAGUGUGUGCUGAAUAACACCGAGGUCAACCCUUCAUAUUGUGCAGGAAAGGCUAAACCAGCUGUCCAACCUGUAGCCUGCAACCGAAGAGACUGCCCAUCCCGGUGGAUGGUAACUUCUUGGUCAUCCUGCACUCGAAGCUGUGGGGGAGGGGUCCAGACUCGUCGAGUUACAUGUCAAAAGCUGAAAGCCACUGGAGUCUCGGUACCUAUGUCCAAUGAUAUGUGUUCCCAACUGGCCAAACGACCUGUGGACACCCAAGCAUGUAAUCAGCAGCUCUGUGUGGAGUGGGCCUUCUCUAGUUGGGGCCAGUGUAAUGGGCCAUGCAUCGGGCCCCGCCUGGCCGUGCAGCACAGACAGGUCUUCUGCCAGACAAGGGAUGGAAUCUCCUUACCUUUUGAGCAAUGUAGUGCCCUCCCAAGGCCUGUGAGCACUCAGAACUGCUGGGCGGAAGCCUGUGGAGUACACUGGAGGGUCAGCCUGUGGACACUGUGCACAGCAACAUGUGGCAACUAUGGCUUCCAGUCUCGCCGAGUGGAAUGCGUGCACAUCCGCACUAACAAACCCGUACCAGAACACCUGUGCUCCUGGAGACCCCGCCCCGCCAACUGGCAGCGCUGCAAUAUCACCCCUUGCGAAAACAUGGAGUGCAGAGACACCACCAGGUACUGCGAAAAGGUGAAGCAGCUGAAACUCUGCCAGCUCACCCAGUUCAAAUCUCGCUGCUGUGGGACUUGCGGCAAAGCCUGAAGAUGGGAGCAGGGCCUUGCUCUGCUCUGGCCCCACACAAAGGACUGGUGCAACCAAGCGGGACAGAACUCAAGCCUUCUUCAUUUUAUUUAUUUAUUUUCCCCUUUCUUCUGCCUCCCUCCCCACCCCCCACACACACCCUCAUUUGACUCCCUCCCUGGACCCCCUCCUUGAUUAUAAGGGCCUCGACAAGCUUUCCCUUCCACACUUCUGGAAGAUAGAAUGCGAUAAAGGCAGGAAUAGCUAGAAUUAUAAAAGGAAAGGAAGAAAAAGGUUCUAGGCUGAGUCAGGCCCAGAAGAAGCAAGCUGCUUAAGGGGGCUUCCCCCUACGAUGACACAGAGAAGCUAGGGAAAGGUGAAGUCCACCAAAGCCACCACCGAUGCCAUGGGCCCCAAGGGGCAAAGCCUCCACCAUGCCUAGUUAGCUCAACAGACAGGAGGAGGAAAAUUGAAAAAAAAAAAAGUGGAGGGGGUAGAUUUGUAUGUAUUUACACAAACUUUGGACAACUAACAGGGUGUUUGUUUUGUUUUAGAAGAGUGUGUGUGUGUGUGUAACACAGGAUUGUCUCAGUUUGUCUCAUCUGCCUGCCAUAUCCUCUUUGUCAUAAUGAGGACGACUGGAGGGAACCAAGAAGAGCAGGCAUUGAGCUGGAAUGGGAACCAGUCUAGAACCCAGCCCUUCUCCUUCUUUAAGGGGGAAAGUAGGAAAUAAGGUCAUAAGUGAAUGGGAUAUAAAGGGAAUGAAUUGAUAGUGAAGGGGAUGAAGGAAGAAGGACUAAGAAUUAUGAGGUACAGUAUUAUCUAUAAAACAAAGGGGAUGGGGAAAGAGACAGGGAAAGGGUGCGUACACCCUUCCAAUGGAACCCAGUUCCAAUGGGAACUGGAGGUAUAGUCUGGUACCAUGUCAGAGGUCGUCCUUGACUUAAGAGUUGAAAGGGACAUUGGAAGUCAUCUAUUCCAACCUAUUUUACAGAUGACAAACCCAAGGCCCAAAUAUGUUAAGUGACUUACUCAAGGUCACAUAGUAAGCAACAGGGCUGGGAUUUGAACCCACAACCUCUGAUUCCAAUCCAGCCCACUUUCCUUUGCAUAACCCUGCCUCAUAAGAACCAGUUAUGCUGGGCUCAAAAAUGCCAUGUGUCCCUUCAACUCAUGGGCAUGUGCUCCCUUAAGUCAGCCCUCAGAGCUGGCAAAGUGCUUUCUGUUUGGUAAAUGCCCAAAUCCUUCCCUUGGGAAUGAGGGAGGCUUCUGGGGAAGCGAAAUUCCCCAUUUGAGGCCAUUCUUUUCUAUGCUGCAGCAUUCAAACAGGAUGGCCUAGUGACUUGUAGUGGCAGGGGCUUUCUAUUGACUGGCCAAUGGCACUGUAGGAGCUAUGUGUGGAAUAGCAGGGACUGGAAAGCUUCAGCCUUCUCUCUCCGUGCCUUACAAGUAGGUGUGUCUUGGGCAGUGGAAGGACCUGGCUCUUGUGAGGCCUUUCUGCCUUUGUAGCUCUGGCAGUCAAACAAGGUUGUAACCCCCUGUUAUUUUGUAUUAGAAAGCUUCAUUCAACCAACCAUGAGCUCCCCAACACUAAUCACCAUUAUGCUUCAAAGGCACACAAAGACUUUAUUUGGGAGACUGAUUUUGGAACAACUUCCCGUUUCCCUUGUUAUGGCAAAACCUGGUCACCGAUGCCAUACAUAGCACACUAAUGACUGGGGAGGGGUAGUGCCUCUAGAGUGAGCCACAGUGCUGCCUCUCUGCCCACACCAGGAUAAGGCACUACUCAACUCUGGGAGUGCUACCACCAGUGCCCCAGCUCUAUCUUCAGCCUUAAAAUUCAUUUGGGGAAGUCGACAUCAAGGUCAACGGCAAUGUUCCUCUGCCGUAUCUUUCCCCCAUGAAGCAAUGAGGAAAUGGUCAGAAUGUGUAUCUCUCCGUACUUCCUCUUCCUCCAGAAAUGGGCUCCCAGAAAUCAUGUUACUUAGAAUCAGUGUAAGUUUUAUUUAAAAUAAAAAGAGAAUGUCUUCUAUGUCUGUAUAUCUUUUGUGUAUAUUUAUUAGGAUUUCUUGUAUAAAAAGUGCAAUAUUAAUAAUUGUACAUGAUGUUGUCCAGAUAAAACUAUCCGGGGUGGGGGGGGAACCUUUUAAUGAUCUUCCUGAAAUUGUGUUCCUGUCAAAUCGGUGGUGAUAUUGUAUGUUUUUCUCUUUUAAAUGGCACUUGACAUCUAACUUGGGAAUACAUUCAUUCACUGUGUACAGAAUACAUGGUAAACUCUUACAUGUGGGAUGAUGGGGCAAUGAGAGGAGCUUAAUUUGUGACAUGGUAGUUUUGCAUGGAAUAAAGGGCAGAUCCCUUUAAUAAUAAUGGAGUGAUUGUUUCUAGUUCAGUAGCUAAUGGAAAACAGUGGGAAACUGUACAUUUCAUAACUAGUGAAACCUUUCCAGUGCAAUCACCAGUACGGUUUUUGCACCUGGGACUAUGCUUUGCAGAAAUCCCCAGAGAGCCACAAUUUGGAAUGGAAAACCCUGAGCUCUCUUGCAUGGAAUGAAUGUACUUUCAAAUGUUUGUGAACUGUGACUUGGCAGCAUCGAAAUAAGAGGAGAAGGGUUGCUAAAUACUGUGGAAGGAUGUGACUCCUCCCUGAAAAACA
Vombatus ursinus (common wombat) is the source of this 7930-nucleotide messenger RNA. RefSeq names its product ADAMTS like 1 (gene ADAMTSL1). NCBI's taxonomy places the organism in Eukaryota, Metazoa, Chordata, Mammalia, Diprotodontia, Vombatidae. The record is from RefSeq and is a predicted model, not a curated record. Bases 1 to 5298 code for a protein of 1765 amino acids. Gene Ontology annotation, molecular function: metalloendopeptidase activity. Gene Ontology annotation, cellular component: extracellular matrix. Gene Ontology annotation, biological process: extracellular matrix organization. The transcript is spliced from 29 exons.